Messenger RNA from Phytophthora sojae, 1617 nucleotides. RefSeq lists its product as hypothetical. The transcript is spliced from 2 exons. The annotation marks the transcript as partial. The record is from RefSeq and is a predicted model, not a curated record. Lineage: Eukaryota; Oomycota; Peronosporomycetes; Peronosporales; Peronosporaceae.
AUGUUCUUCCGCACGUGUCAGUCGCUGCGGGAUCCAGCCAAGUUAGUGGCUAACAGUCGACUGUCGGUGCAGAUAGCCAGCAAAUUGCCGCUGAUCUUGACGACGAUGCCCCCGUGUGUGUUGUCGCCGGGAUUGGUGGACGACACGUUGGUCGGUCUGGAGGAUGGAGGCAAUGUGUCCAGUGUGUUUUAUCACUUGUUUCGGUUGUUUGAGGAACUGCUGGGGGUGGGCCGUGAUGAGGAGAGCUCAGCUUCUCCCGGGGAUAGGGUCUGUCUUUCGGCUAGUGAUCGAGCCACGGUGAUUGUAGCGUAUGUGGCGCUGGCGUUGAAGUGGGGGCGACUAGCGUACUUGCUAAAGGGGGUCAAGUUGCUGCUGGAGAAUGGAGAUGAACUCAAUGGAGCGCGAUUCGAGUCGCUUGGACCUCUUUUCCGGGAGCUUGCAGCUACCUCGAUCGAGCGACCGCAGAUUGCGUUCGGUGAAGAGGAACAGCCGUGUGGCUAUCUGAUGAGUUUUGGCAAGGGAGAUCACGGUAAACUCGGCCAUGGUCAAUGCUCACAUGUGAGUUGUCAGGAGGGCAACUGCACGGAGAACAAAAUGGUGCCAACCAUGAUUGCAGCUACCAGAGACGUCCUUUUCCGCAAAAUCGACUCGCUUUCGACUCACAGUAUCGCCAUUACGGCGAAGGGUGAAGCAAUGGCCUGGGGCAACGGCGACAAGUACCGUCUGGGGCAUGGAUCCUCUUCGAAAGAGUACACGCCGCGAACGAUCGAGUUUCUCAGUCUCAAAGGAAGAGUGCGUGAUUUGGCCUGUGGUCUUGGGCAUACACUUGCCCUGAUUGAAUCUGGAGAGCUCUACGCGUGGGGUAACGGUUCCAACGGGCGAUUGGGCCUUGGCGACACUAACGAUCGCUCUAGCCCAACACGAUCUAAUGGUGCAUCGAUUGCACCGGUGCGCUUUCGGCACAUUUUCUGUGGUGCGUCCCAUUCUUUGGGAUUAUCGUGGGACGGAAGAGCGUACGCAUGGGGAAAAAACAACCAAGGUCAGUGUGGUCACGGACACACGAACGAUCAGUGGACCAUUCAAGAGAUAGAAAGUUUUCGUGACACCGAAGAAGGCGAAGAAGAAGAAUUUGUCGUUUAUGCUGCCGGUGGAUGGGAGCAUACACUAUUUUGCACAGCGUCUGGACGAGUGUACUCGUGUGGGUGCGGAUACAAGGACAGCCGUCGUGCCGGGAUCCCACCGGUACUUGGACAUGGCGACUGUGAUCGUAGACUCAAACCCACCUCGGUCCAAGCAUUAGACGAUACCCACGAGGAAGUCGUUAAAGUCGCGUGUGGGUGGGACCAUUCACUUGCUGUUACUGCAAACGGUCGAGUUUACACGUGGGGCUCCGGUGCAAAUGGUAAACUGGGGCAUGGUGACGAAGAAAGCUUUGAUAUCCCGACGCUUGUACGAUGCAUGGACGGUAAAAAGGUGAAAGACGCAAAAGCUGGGUGCGAGCAUACCGUUUUCUUAACUUACGACCACGAGUUGUGGACCUGUGGCCAAGGCGAUAGUGGCCGACUAGGGCAUGGUGAUAGCCAGACACGAAAACGCCCGACUAAAAUUGAGCUCUUC